Exaiptasia diaphana is the source of this 1093-nucleotide messenger RNA. RefSeq names its product venom prothrombin activator oscutarin-C non-catalytic subunit. The transcript is spliced from 5 exons. The record is from RefSeq and is a predicted model, not a curated record. NCBI's taxonomy places the organism in Eukaryota, Metazoa, Cnidaria, Anthozoa, Actiniaria, Aiptasiidae. Bases 100 to 885 code for a protein of 261 amino acids.
UUUUCAACCUAAGUAUCGAUCAGCUUUGGACCACGAGCUAUUAUUGUUGUUGGAUAUUGUUGUACGUUUGAACCAUUUUAGUUUGAUCCGAUUCUCUUGAUGAAGCCUUCAAUCAUGAAAACGUUGAUAGCCAUGGCGUUUUUGUUCGUUGUAACCGUCGCGACAAAAGAGGAAGAAUAUUUUCAAGAUCCACAAGAAAGUGUUGCAAAACGUGGUUCUUUGAGCAAGGACAUCUUGAGUACCAUCAGUUGUCGAUACUUGAAAACCAAGGGUUUCUUGACCACAAGCACAAAGUUGAGAAAGCUUUGCCUCACGACUUUCCAUUGCAACGACGUCCUUUCAAAGMAAAGCUGCAAAAUCAUCAAAGGAAGAAACGAAUGUAAAAAAGAUCAAAAACUUAGUCUGACGUACUGUCGUUUUACUUGCAACAAAUGUGGAGUCCAGCGAUGCACAAAAAUCCAACCUCUCGGAAUGCAGAGCAAGGUCAUUCCUGACUUCAAGAUUACAGCAUCUUCCUACUAUUCUAGUUAUUACCAUACAUCUCAAGCGAGAUUGAACAUGUACAGUUAUGGCUGGGCUCCUUCUUACCGCCCCAGUUCGUGGUUACAGGUCGACUUGAGCACAGUUCACACUUUAACGGCCAUCGCAACACAGGGUUCAAAGCGCGCAUCCGAGUGGAUGAAAAGCUACAGCCUGCAGUACAGUUUGAACGGCAGCACCUUUAAGAAUUAUCAAGCAGGCAAAGUCUUCAAAGGGAACACUGAUCGAAAUACUGUUGUGAAGCAUGACCUAAACCCUCCAAUCAGAGCGAGGUUCAUCAAAGUCCUCCCAAAGACAUGGAAUAACUGGCCUUCAGUGAGAAUGGAACUCUACGGAUGCAAAUGAGAAAUUAAAAGCACAAAAAGUCUGCCAAAACAAGAGUGAAGAUAUAUCGCCCCAUGUAAGAGAAUCCAGAGAACUAGAGGAUUCCGGAUUCCAAGCGCAAGAUUCCGGAUUCCGAAACAUUGGAUUCCGGAUUCCAAGCCUUGGGAUUCCGGAUUCCAAAGAAUUUUUGUGUUGGAUUCCUGAUAAUAAAUGGCGUGAUAUUCAGUGU